GUGAACUGGCAACAAAAUACAGACUUCCGACAAUCUAGUACUUCACUUUUCUUUGUCGGAAGUCUGAAGUCCGGACUUCCGAAGUAAAAUUUAGUGCUGGCGCUAUUAUAUUUCAACACACAAGCUGCUCUGAUACCAAACGUCCAACAGGUGUUUCCGCAACCGCAUUUUAUUCACUCCACGUGUUUGCGUGUGGCUGUUUGAUUUUUUUUAACGGAAACUCACAGCGCAGGCGAAAAAGUUUCCCUGGUAACGUUCUACAAUCGGUCGAAUUUUGUUUAUUUCCAGCACUUUCCGAUAAACCUCAGAGAAAAUAUCAAAAAUCGAACUUUACAAUAAUCUAGCAGCAAUUUUAUCAGCUUUCAAGAAUGGAAGGCCUUCCGAAGCUUCCGGGUUACGAGUUUGCCGAUCGGAUACGCCAACGCCAUAAUGUGCCACAGUGUUUCAAGUACAUCAACGGAUAUCCGGUUCCGGAAAAACCGGCCUGCGGAAUCGGUGGGGAGCAACUGAACGAGGAUUCCAUCUUUUUCUGCACCGACGAUACGGAUGCGACGAUGUACGACCCGAUUCUAACUUACGGACGCAUUAAGAAACUUCCGAUUAAACCGUUCCGGCCGCAUUUCGUUCUGUACGACCAAAAGACGCUUAAAUUCAAUGCUUUCUUUCGGCAACCAGUCAUAGAGACUCCGAACGAAAGUUUUCGUGUUCGGUUUGUUAAUAUCCUGUAUUUUCUGGAGGACGACACAAUGACCGUAAUUGAGCCAUCUGUAGAAAAUUGUGGAUAUCCACAGGGACGUUUAGUAAAGCGUGGUAAAAUACCUAAAAACUGCUUGGGAGAAUCAUACAGUUGGAAGGAUUUGAACAUCGGAAUCGAUCUGGACAUUCAUGGCUACGUGUUCCACAUCACCGAUUGUGACCCAUUCACCAAGGAGUUUCUGUUGAGUAACGGAAUCGAACUGAAUGAAAUGGAAUUCCCUCCACCGGAUCCGGGAAUGACCGAGCGAUCCAUUCGGGAACGGCAGAACUUCAAACACCAUAAAAUGUAUGCGGUAUCUCGGGACAACCUUCGGAAGUAUUUAGAGUUUCAGGGCAAAGUUUUACAAUUUGACGUUAUAUUGGACGAAUCCGAUCUACCCGGUGGAGAAAAAAUGACAUACAAAAUGUACUACUUCCUGGAAGAUGACACAGUAUCGAUUAAGGAGUUGAAGGAAAAUUCCGAAGGCAGAGACUACUUUCCGAUGAUGCUGCGCCGGCAAAAGUUGCCCAAAAACUGGAAGGACAAGCUUGUAACCUACCCCUCGAUCGCCCUGGAGCUUUCCGAAGCGGAAGUAUCGGAGUACUACUCUCCCAAGGAUUUUCUGGUGGGUGGAACCAUAUUCGUGUACGGGCGUAAAUUUUUGCUACUAAACUGCGAUCAGUUCACCCGUAGCUACUACGAACGAGCGCUCAAGAUUCUGCAACCGAAACCGGUGGACAUGAGUGCUGCACCACCACGGACACCUCGUCAGGAAUUACCGGUUUAUUUAGGUUUGGGGACUCCGGAGGAUUCAAUUGCCUCUCAUCACAGUUUGGUUCCGAAAAGUCCGAAAAAAGAUUUGGUGACCUAUCUGAUUAAUAUGAACAAAUAUUUGCGCUACGGAUGCGUGCUGGACAACGUUCAUCCGGAGGACUCUAUUCGGAAGUUUGUCAUGAGUCUUUCGUUGGCCGAUGGAACGAUCACGAUUAUGGAGACAAGGAUCAGAAAUUCCGGCAUUCAGGGGGGUAGAUUUUUGGCGGCCACAAAGGUGUGGAAACCUGAUUGCGAUCCGAAUGCUCCGGAAUAUUAUACAGCUAAGGAUUUGUAUAUCGGGGCAGUUAUUGUGGUUCAUUCGCAUCGUUUCCGGUUGGUUAGCGCAGAUUUGUACGUUUAUCGGUACAUGCAGGCGCAUCCAGAGAUGUUUUCUCCCAGUGCGAUUGACACGGUUCGGGGAUAUUUGUUGAGUCAGGGUCAUUUGAAGGAAGAUUUGCAAAAGGCAAUAGAGGAAGAUUACCAAAAGUAUGGCCGUAGUGAACCUGCGGAUCCAGUGAGAGGAAUCGGGGAGGUAGAAAAAAGAUUGAACGAUUUUAGCAUCUCGGAAGACGGAAAGCCAAUUUCAGCUCCCGUUGUGGGGACAUUUGAUCAGCACUACUGCCCCUCACCGAUUGUUCCGGACGAGGAAAUCAAGAAAGCGUAUCAUACCAACGACAGCGAGGAACUGGCGAUGCAAGGCCAAAUCGAAGGCGAUGAAGUUGUCAAAUGUGGAAAAACUGUUCGAUUUGAGGAUCAUUGUUGAUCAGUCGUAUCAAAGUAGUACAAUUGAAAUGGAAAUUACUGGGACAGCAGGGAAUUUCACUUACCGGUUCACAACAGCACCUUUGGAAAGUGUUCAAGAGUGUUUUGGCACCAGUGUUGAUUGACAAAUAAAAGCACACCAAAUUUCGUUUAAAAAAACUACACUUUUAACCUAUUGAGAAAGAAAAUUCCCGAAAACCGACGAUAAACUGUAAAAAACACGAUACCGGCACUUUUUACUGAUAACACAAACAGCUGACUUUGUUUACAUUUACGAAAAACACGUUUUUGUUUGAACAACAUGGUAGAAAGAAAGGUGGUGCAAGUUAUUUGAUACGCG
Messenger RNA from Uranotaenia lowii, 2651 nucleotides. Its product is annotated as EF-hand domain-containing protein 1-like. Gene Ontology annotation, biological process: cilium-dependent cell motility; mitotic cytokinesis; mitotic spindle organization. The record is from RefSeq and is a predicted model, not a curated record. Gene Ontology annotation, cellular component: mitotic spindle; axoneme. NCBI's taxonomy places the organism in Eukaryota, Metazoa, Arthropoda, Insecta, Diptera, Culicidae. Gene Ontology annotation, molecular function: alpha-tubulin binding. Bases 369 to 2312 code for a protein of 647 amino acids. The transcript is spliced from 4 exons.